Serendipita indica DSM 11827 is the source of this 1344-nucleotide messenger RNA. Lineage: Eukaryota; Fungi; Basidiomycota; Agaricomycetes; Sebacinales; Serendipitaceae. The record is from the annotation of a GenBank genome assembly.
AUGUCCCUCACGCGUAUAUCAUCGCAGUUUGCUUUGGAUUCAACCGAGAGGACGCCAGCGUAUCUACCACAGGAGAAUCCUUUGAUCAACCGGAGUGGAAAGGGACGAAAGACACUACAUGGCAUAUACGACAACAAUUCCUUUUACAGUACAGAGUACACGGGCCCAGAACGCGCUCAACUCUUCAACGACUGUACACUCGAGCUACCUGGCAGGAGAGAUGGAUACGGUAUAGAGCAUCCAGUGUACAUUGAGCCACAUGCGCUCAAGGUGGUGGAGGGAUUGUGGAUGUCCGACCAGUACACCGCGACGGACGAAAGGGCAUUACGAGCACUGGGAGUAACGCACAUUGUCUCCGUCCACGACUCGUACACUCUUCCGCGAUUUCCUGAACGGCUGGUUCACGGUGAGGAGAGCAGCAGGAUCCAGGUUCGUUCGGUGUACUGGCCCGCGACGACUCAAAGGGCACCGAGUGUUCAACGACUCGAGGAACAGAAACGACAAGUCAUAUCUGCAAAGUCGUGGAUUCAAGAGUUGUUGAUGGAGAACCGGAAUCGAGAAACGAAGAGGAAUGUCGUGCUCGUGCAUUCGAAGAAGGGACAACGCCGCGCGGCACUCGUCGUACUUGCAGCACUCGUCCCGCUCAUGGGAUCAAACACACUCGAACCAUGUCUCAUGCGACUCGGCACUCUUUGGUCGCCAAUCGUACUCGAUGAAAGCACACGGCGCAUACUUGAGGAGUUUACGGCUGGGGUCCCCAGCAAGAGUGUCGAUGCGAGUGAUGCCGUCCGUUCCAUGUUCUGUAUGGCCUAUGAUACGAGGACGGGCCAGGAAACAUCGACGACUGGACCCUACAUCCGACCCUCGCCCAAGGUCGUUAGAGAGGUGCAUUUCGAGCUGCCACCGCCGCCGAUGGCUCCACGACCGAUAAGGAGAGAUAACUCUGCUAAUUAUUCGGCGGUGGUCUACCCUGAGCUCCAGACCUCGGCGUCCGAGAUAUCAGAGGGUUCUGGACUGGGGAGAUCGAGGAACGCGCAGGCACAGGACGACCUAGGCGGUAUAGUGGAAGAGGAAGAAGACGAUACGGAAACUGAAGUGGGUGAUCCAUACGACGUCGGGCUAACGCUUGAGCCGACGUUGGUGUUGGAUGAUACCAUCGGGCCGGAUCCUGAACAGCCGCAGGCGACGCUUUCGGUGCAGCAUACAGAAACCAUUUUUGUCGGCAAAACCCCAUUUACGACACCAGCUGGAUCGUUUGCGUUUGCACCUGUAAAUGCUACGCGGAUGAAUAUGGAGGAUGCCGUAUGGCGCUUGAGCCAAUUGCCUGAACAGUACAAGGAGUAG